This is a messenger RNA of Apis florea (little honeybee), 727 nucleotides long. RefSeq names its product transmembrane protein 60. Lineage: Eukaryota; Metazoa; Arthropoda; Insecta; Hymenoptera; Apidae. The record is from RefSeq and is a predicted model, not a curated record.
CAUCUUUAAAAUUGUUACAACUUACAGAUCAAUUGAAUAAAGGUUAGGUAUAUUAAGUGUUGAUAAACAACAUGUGGUCAAUUUACAAUAUGAUUGUAUAAUUUUAUAAUUAUAUUUUGCUUCGAUUUUUGAUAUACUUGGUUUUAUAUUUCAAUGGCAGUUUUGCAUCGUGCAUUAUUUACAUGGUUCAAUCUUUUGAUUUUUCUGAUUUUACUUGUUUUGAGACUCGAUCAAAGAAUACAAUGGAAUUGGUUCAUAGUUUUUAUUCCAAUGUGGUUAUAUGAUCACAUACUUUUGGUUUAUAUUGUUUUCAAUAUGAUUUCUCAUUGUAAAAAUGGACGAGUUGUUAAUUUACGCCGAGAAGUAUGGUAUAUGACAGCUGUAUUUAUGAAAUUAAGCGCUCAAAUUUUAAUAUGUUUGAAAUUAGAAGCACCUCAUUGGUUUUUACCAGCAAAAGUUGUUUUGGCACCAUUUUGGAUUCUUCUUCCUGCAUUAGCAGUUGAUGUUUUUGUACAUUUGAUACAUCAUUAUCGAUAUUAACUAUGAACAAAUUAGGUAAUUCCUAAAUCGUAAUAAGUAUAUAUGUAUAAUAGUCACAAGAUGCCAGUCUAGCUUACUAUAAAUACUCUGUUGCACAAGGAUGAAUAGGACAAAGAUAUAAAUAAGUAACUCUAAAGUAGUUUCAUUAUUAAUGCUUCUCUCAUUAAUCCAUUAUCAUCAUUUAUAG